CAUUCAGGCUAUAAAGGAACCAAACCAUUGGUGUCACUCCACACAGAUCGGCGCUGCCCCUACACUCUCCUCACUUCAUCUUGAUAAUGAUUAUACCAAUAGUAGUAGCAUUUGCAGCCGGUUUAGUUGGAUGGGUUUAUCGAGCACUGAAACCGCCACCUCCAAAGAUAUGUGGAUCACCAAAUGGUCCUCCACUGACUUCGCGUAGAGUAAAACUCAAUGAUGGAAGACAUUUGGCCUACAGAGAAUUCGGAGUUCCUAAGGAAAAGGCUCAACACAAGAUCAUUCUUUCUCAUGGCUAUAAUGACUCCCGACAUAUGUACUUAGCUGCUUCUCAAGAACUUAUGGAGGAGCUCAAUGCAUGCAUAAUAUUAUACGACCGAGCUGGUUAUGGAGAGAGCGAUCCAUAUCCAUCACGCUCCGCAAAGACCGAAGCAUUUGACAUUGAAGAAUUAGCUAAUAAAUUAGAGCUCGGUAGCAAAUUUUACGUAAUCGGAUGUUCAUUGGGAGCGUACCCGGUUUGGAACUGUCUAAAAUACAUUCCACACAGACUCCUAGGAGCUUCCCUGAUAGUUCCUUUCGUGAAUUAUUGGUGGCCUUCCAUUCCAUUGGCUUUAGCAAAACAGUCAUAUAGGAAGCUUCCUCUAUUAUUCCAGUUCACAUUUGGAAUUGCGCAUUACACACCUUGGAUAUACUAUUGGUGGACCAAGCAGAAAUGGUUCCCAUCAAUGUUGAGGGAAGGCAUGUUCAUUGAUUACGAUUUAAAGUUGUUAAAGAAGAUAAUGGACACUCCAAAUAACGGUCAGGGAAAAAUAACACAACAAGGUGAAUAUGAAUCUCUUCACCGAGAUGUUCUGGUUGCUUAUGCAAACUGGGACUUCGAUCCCAUGGAAUUGACCAAUCAAUUCAAGGAAGGGUCUGUUCAUUUAUGGCAAGGUAGUGCCGACCGUGUCAUCCAAAAUGAACUUAAUCAUUAUGUAGUACAGAAACUUCCAUGGAUUGGGUAUCAUGAGGUUCCUAAUGCUGGCCAUUUAUUAAUCCAUGACCCUGAAAACUUUGAAGCCAUAAUGAGGUCACUUUUAGCUGGGAAAAUUUCGUAGGUUUAAUGUAACGACCUCCAUAUCUAGAUGUAUUUCUCCUUAUAUUCCUCUCAAACUAGAGGAAUAAACUUGAAAAUACGACUUGGCGUGGAUGUGGCCAAUUUCAAACGUAGAGUUUGAUCCUUCUAGGCAGCUUUAUUUCAGACGAAUUAGCCCUCGUGCCUUUCAUCAUAUAUGUUUAAUUUA
Messenger RNA from Cucurbita maxima (winter squash), 1286 nucleotides. RefSeq lists its product as uncharacterized. The record is from RefSeq and is a predicted model, not a curated record. Lineage: Eukaryota; Viridiplantae; Streptophyta; Magnoliopsida; Cucurbitales; Cucurbitaceae. The transcript has 5 exons. Bases 87 to 1100 code for a protein of 337 amino acids.